This is a messenger RNA of Sander lucioperca (pikeperch), 1667 nucleotides long. It is a transcript of the gene f3a, whose product is annotated as coagulation factor IIIa. Bases 164 to 1036 code for a protein of 290 amino acids. The record is from RefSeq and is a predicted model, not a curated record. The transcript is spliced from 7 exons. Gene Ontology annotation, molecular function: protein binding. Gene Ontology annotation, cellular component: membrane. Gene Ontology annotation, biological process: blood coagulation. NCBI's taxonomy places the organism in Eukaryota, Metazoa, Chordata, Actinopteri, Perciformes, Percidae.
AGACUAGUCGCACUAGAAGCGAGACGGAGGGAUCAGCGGUCCGGUUCAUUCUGUCAAGGACCGGGCAGACAGACAGACAGACAGACAGACAGACAGACAGACAGAGAUCUGGAUCUCGGUGUCGGACAAACUCUCUGAUUCCCUGAGAAGAACUGAAGUCGACAUGGUGGAAAUCAAAGCAGCAGCAGCUCUGUUUCUUAUUACCUUCUGUCUCUCCACACACCCUGCCUCAGGCUCCUAUCCGCGAGCACAGAAUGUCACUUGGAAAUCCACCAACUUUAAAACCAUUUUGACCUGGGAGCCCGAACCAUCAGCUGAUUACUCCUACACAGUGGAGUUCUAUGCGGUUAAUGGGGACAGACAGAGGAACCCCCACUGCAUCCGCUCCCCAGUCACAGUAUGUGAUCUGUCCAGCUAUCUAACAGACCUGAAUGCCUACUACACAGCUGACGUCCUGUCUGAACCCCCGCUGGGGGCCACCUCGGACCUCAUCGAGUUCCCCCACACCAGCUCACCGCGAUUCAACCCCUACAAAGACACUGAUAUAGGCAGACCUGACUUCAAGCUGGAGGUGAGCGAAGACAAAAAGAAGACCACCCUCUAUGUGACUGACCCACUCACCGCCCUGUUCAAAGAUGGCCGCCAGCUGAACAUCAGGGAUGUCUUCUCCGAUCAGCUGCAGUAUAAAGUCACCUAUGGGAAAAAUAAGAGCAGCGGCAAGAAAGUGUACACCUCUAAGACCAACGUGAUAGAGCUGAGUGAUCUGGACCGAGGGCAGAGCUACUGCUUCAACGUCCAGGCUUACAUUCCCAGCCGCAGCAUGGACAAGCAGCUGGGAGAGAUGAGCCAGACGCAGUGCUCCAACGACGACAACCCGUCCAUCUUUGAAGUGUAUUCGGUGGGCGUUGUCGCUGCGGCCAUCUUCCUCGUCCUGCUGCUGAUAGGCCUCGUCAUCGCCGUCACCGUGGUCUGCUGCAAGCGCAGGAAGAAAGCUCUGAAGAGUGGGAAAGAAGGAAUGCCACUACGCGAUGUAUAGACACACAGACACACAGACACUGUUUUUUACACAAAAGUAUGUUGAACGUUAGUAUACAUAUCGAGUAUGUAGUGCAGAGGAUGAGAUCUAGUCCAACAUUCCUCAGCCAAACACUGGAAUCAAAUGCUUUCUUUAGUUUCUGUGAAACUGCCUCUGAAUAUGUCAGACAUUUUUUUUUUUUUUUUAUCAUUUCAUGCUGCAGAAAAAGAGACGUUAGGAAAACACUGUUUGAACACUCCUGCUGUACAUACUAGUCAUGUUGCUGAAGCUGUAAUAUUCCACACCUUGUCUUUUUAUAUAUAUAUAUAUAUUAUUUGGUGAGUGGUACCUCCUCUGAUGACUGUAGAUAAUCACUACCAUUUAUUUAUUUAUGUCAUUUUAUGGAGUAUUUUCUAACUUGAAAUGACUUGACAUGAUUUGAUCACAUGAUUUUAUUUUGGGAGACUGGUGAAAUCAACACCCUAGUAUAUAUUAUUUUUGUAAGUGAUGCUUAAUUUAUUGUGUUUAUUUGAGAUUAACAUAUUUGUAGGAUGUAUGAUGUCAUGUUUUAGCUCUUUUAUACUACAGAUUGUUGCAGAUAAUUUUAUUACGUGGUGAAAUGUUGGAGUAAUAAAUAUUUUACAGAACACGA